Messenger RNA from Pieris macdunnoughi, 2985 nucleotides. NCBI's taxonomy places the organism in Eukaryota, Metazoa, Arthropoda, Insecta, Lepidoptera, Pieridae. The record is from the annotation of a GenBank genome assembly.
AUGUCUUCAUCUCAAAGUUACCCACAAAGAUUUAAAGCUAGAUUUACUUCGGAUGAACCUGCGUUAUGCGGUGAUAGUCUUCAGGGUACAAGUGGUAAAAUGACUGCUACUGAUUUACAGCGCUCUUACGUCUGCAAGUGGACGUAUAAUUUUGCGGAAAGCUACAAAUUUAGCAAUUACUCUGAUUACAAUACUAUGUUUAUAAGUAUUACUAACACAUUUUCACGGGAAUCGAAAUGUUAUUAUUCCCAUUCAAGGUUCACCAUUGAUGUUCCAAUUGAAAAUACAGGUCAAAAAUUCACUCGAGCUCCAUGUGGAGGAUUUGUUCAUCUCUCACAAGAACCCAAAAAUAUUUUGAAUAUACCAAAAUCAUUUAAUAAUACUUUAGAUUGUGGAUGGAUAGUAAUCGCUCCUCCUGGAGUUAGAAUAGAAACAAGUAUUGAGGGAAUCUUUAACCACGAUUGUUCAGAUGAAUUUUUAACUGUUCAUCAUGGUUUGACACAAUCAAUGUCUGUUUUAGAGUAUUGCAAAAAUAAAAUACCCGCAAAAUCUAUCGUUACAUCUUUCAUGAAUACAUUCAUCCAGUAUCAUUCUAAAGCUCAACAAUCUACUAAUUUAAAACUGGUUAUGAAAGUUGCUAGCAGCCAGUGUGGCGGCUAUUUAAAUGGGUAUGAAAGAAUAUUUUCCUCACCUAACUACCCAAAUCAUUAUGAUGAAAAUACAGAAUGUACUUGGGUAAUACAAGCAUCUAUAGGUUACAGAGUUUCACUUUCAUUUUUUCAACGAUUUGUUGUAGAAGAUACCGUUAAUUGCACUAAAGAUGCAGUUAUUAUAUAUGACUGGGUAAAUGGAUCAUACCAGGAAUUGGCUAAACUGUGCGGGCGAGAAAUUCCAUCUGUAUUAAAUUCAACUUCAACUCGGAUGAAAGUCGUUUUUCGUACUGAUUCUAAUAUUAAUCUAGAUGGUUUUACAGCAGAGUGGACUGAAAUUUGUGGCGGUGUAUUCACAGCUACGGAUAUAGAUCAAUUUAUUUACAGCCCUGGAUACGGCAGCGGUUAUGAUCCGUUACUUGAUUGUUCAUAUGAAAUUCUUGCUCCGACAAACAACAAGUUAAUCGUGCAGUUUCAAGACUUUGCCCUUGAAGGUAUCUACCCAGAAUGUAAAUAUGACAAUCUCACCAUAACUGGUGAGCGUGAAUACAACUUUCUAUUAAAGAUAUUUUGUGGUAAACAUAUCCCACCAAUUUUAGAGAACUAUGAGAAAGUCAUGAUAAAUUUCAAAACAGAUAGUAUUGGUCAAGAUAAAGGCUUUAAACUGUCAUACUCGUUGUAUAAGUGUGGUGGAAAAAUCACUGAGCCUACAAUGAUUAGAACAGGAUCCGCUGAAGAAUAUUUUAACGGCCUUAAUUGUACUUGGAUAAUUGAGGCCCCUUCAGAUAAAGUUAUCAUAGUUAACUUUGCAUAUAUUGACAUAGAACCACAUUAUUCCUGUUCCAAUGAUUAUAUUGCUGUUUUUGAUGGAUCGCAAAUAGAAAAUGAUCACCGAUUAGCUUUGUUAUGCGGAAAAAUUAAUUCUUCUACUGUAAUAAAGAGUAAUAGUAGUAGGGCAAUUGUACAAUUUGUGUCUGAUGACUUUUUGAACUACAAAGGCUUUCAGGCCCAAAUUAGUUUCAGCUAUGGCGAAGCCGUUGGAUGUGGAGGUGUUAUCAGUUUAUUAUCUGUUACUCAAUACUCUUUAAAAUCCCCACGGAUAGGUAAUUCAUUUGUAUACGAAAACUACUUAGAUUGCCAUUGGUUUGUGAAUGCCCCAGAAGAUCAUGUUGUUAAAGUUGAAUUUACAGCUUUUCAUGUAUCACCAUGCGCCAAUGUGAAUCAAACAGCGAUAGGUAUUAGAAAAUGCAGCUGUGACUUCGUUGAGAUACGGGAUGGGCUCAAUCCAGAUAGUCUUUUGAUUGACAAGUUUUGUGGUCACACUUUGCCACCUGCGAUAGUAUCAUCGACUAAUGUUUUAAGUAUCAGAUUGUCAACUGAUGGUGAAAUAGUGAGUUCUGGCUUUGAAAUAAGUUUAAGCUUACAAUCUUCCAGAUGUUUUCCAACUGAAAUAACGGUCGAUUUUAAUGUUCAAAAAAUACACUCGCCUGGGUUUGGACGCGGUGAUAUCCCGCGGGGUUUACAUUGUAAAUAUAUUUUGAAGGGCACUUCGUCAGUUAUUCCUACACAUUUACGAGUUAACUAUCUUGACCUAGAACCAGCCGAGUCGUCAUCAACUCACAAAGGUGUAGAGUUGGAGGUAUCGUACAUUGGCCAAUGUGGAAGAAAUUAUACAGAGUCUUAUGGGCUACUACAAAAUAGCUAUAUCCAAGAUUACAACGUAAAUUUAUUAAGUUGUUCUAAUUUGAUAACGGCUCCUGAAAACUACACAAUAUCAAUAUAUAUAAUUGAAAUGUACCCUAGUUACUUCCAUGGUGAGGCAUAUUUUGAAAUAUUGGACGGUGAUAAAUUGUCAUCUCCAAGUUUGUAUAAAGUUCAAUCAUCCUAUAUUAUGCAAUCAGUUACUUCGACAGGAAGGUAUUUGCUGUUGCACAAUGUCAUGAAAGGUACUGAGCAAAUAAUGUAUAAUAUAAAUUAUGUUACCACAGAUAAAGGGCGGGGAUGUGGGGGUAGACUGAUAAAUGAGUUCGGUAGAAUAACGAGUCCCAUGUAUCCAGAAGUUUAUAGGAAGAGGUCGACUUGUGAAUGGGAGCUUGAGACGCCGAUUGGCAUUCAGCUCCGUCUGCACUUUAGUGAAUUUGAUUUAGGUCUACUUUGCGAUCAGAAUUAUGUUAGUUUGGUUGAUAGGAAUGGCAACAUCGUUUCAUCAUAUUGUUCUGAAACGCCAGCUGACUAUACUAGCGAAGAUAAUUAUGUUAAAGUUGUUUAUACUACUACAAUGAGCAAUGGUGGGACUGGUUGGAUAGCAGAUAUUGUAGGUAUUGUUGAUUUGUAA